UAAAUCUAUCUAUUGACAACUUCUUCUUCUCUCUCUAUAUCUCUCUCUCCAUAGACCGCGAUUUCAGAAGGCUGUCUGUGAAACGCGAGAUGGCGAUCGGCAUAAUGGAGGUGCUUCUGGUGAAUGCAAAGGGUUUGAAGAACAAUGAAAUUUUUGGUGGUGGAAUAGAUCCGUACGUGGUGAUGAAAUAUAAGACUCAAGAACGCAACAGCAGUGUUGCACGAGGAUCAGGUAGUAAUCCAGAAUGGAAUGAAAAAUUCAGUUUUAGGGUGGAGUACCCUGGUGGAGACAAUAACUACAAGCUCAUCCUGACGGUAAUGGAUAAAGACACAUUCUCCGCGGAUGACGCUCUUGGCCAAGCGACCGUAUACUUGGAAGACCUUUUGGCGAUGGGUGUGGAAAAUAAUGGUGUUGCGGAAAUGCACCCGCGUAAGUAUAGUGUGGUUUCGUGUGACCAAAGUUAUUGUGGGGAAAUUCAAGUUGGCAUAAGAUUUACCCCAAAGAUACAACACCAAACUGAUGGUGAGGAAUAUGGUGGGUGGAAAGACAGUGAAAAUUAAAUAUUUUAUGGAACCAUGUCACUCUCUAUUUCUUCUUUGUUUUCUUUCCCCCUUCAACUCCACUAAUUGGUUUAAAUUGACUUUCUUAGUUUUGAUAAAUGUAAAAUAUUGUUUUGUAUUUUCUUGGAUAUCCUCUUGCAACAUGUUUAAAAUUAAUUUAUUUUUCAAUAUGAUGUAGAAAAUAACAUGUAAAAUAGUCAUCAGAUCAUGUAAAAUUAAUUGAUUUAUCUA
This is a messenger RNA of Impatiens glandulifera, 791 nucleotides long. RefSeq names its product 16 kDa phloem protein 1. Bases 90 to 560 code for a protein of 156 amino acids. The record is from RefSeq and is a predicted model, not a curated record. The transcript is spliced from 5 exons. NCBI's taxonomy places the organism in Eukaryota, Viridiplantae, Streptophyta, Magnoliopsida, Ericales, Balsaminaceae.